Molecule: messenger RNA, 5543 nt
Organism: Archocentrus centrarchus (flier cichlid)
Lineage: Eukaryota; Metazoa; Chordata; Actinopteri; Cichliformes; Cichlidae
Gene: tmem68
Product: transmembrane protein 68
Exons: 7
Coding region: 3204-3854 (216 amino acids)
Cellular component (GO): membrane
Molecular function (GO): acyltransferase activity
Source: RefSeq, a predicted model, not a curated record
CCUCCUGCUUUCUGCAAGUGCUUGUCUCUCUCAUUUUCUCCAAGGCUUGGCCAAAGAGGCCCUUGGUUGGGUCAUAGGCUGCGUCCAUGACUUUGGCCUUCUGAGGACCUCCCCAGCCUGACAGGUUUAGCCAUAAAGCUCUCUCACCUGAGACUGCAAGGCACAUUACACGCCCACAACCUUGGACUGCUCCAUUGGAGGAGCCUAGGAUGAGAUUGUUGACUACACAAAUCUCAUCCCAGAGGGCCGGGUUCGGAGACCCCGUGUCCAGUUGAUGGUCCAUGUCCUCUAAAAUCUCUGCCUGAUAAGCUGACAGCAGUGUAACCACAUUAAGGGAACACACUGACUGUGCUCCAUAUUUGUACAUCCUUUGAUAGAUGGAUGCAGUGAGGCUUACUGGGCAGAGAAAUAUUAGAAGAAGCUGAAACUGACCUGCGGUUAGGGUGAAGGUGAUAAGCCACUGAAGGCUGCAUUGCUGGGGGUCCGGUCAGCCCCAGCUCACCCAUCUCCAGCUUAGAGCAGCCUUGGGUAGGAAGCUUGCUCUUAAAAGGGCUAGACCAAUAGUGACUCAUUUCUUUCAUGCAAGCAGGCACUGCUGGCAGAAGCUGCUUUGCAGGUGGUAGGCUGGAGGGAGCCUCUUGCCAUCAUACAGGUCGCGUUCUGCCCCUUCAGCCUCCUGGGCUGCUGGCCAUGGGAUGCCCAGGUUGGCAGCAGCCCGUUUGCAAACCUCAUAAAAGUUGCUGUCUACUGGGAGUACAACUUCAGCCCCACUUGGGCGCCUGGACUGCUGGGCAGGGAAGGUGGAGUCAUCCUCCUUUUCCUCCAUGUCCUCUACGCUGAGGUCGUCGGAGUUGGCAUCACCAUCUGCGUCCUCGCCAUCCGGUUCACCCUCGUUUUGGUCAAGAAUCUCCUUGAACAACUGGGGCAUAACCGGGGACACUUCCUCCAUCAUGUCGUUGUGGCUGGUGGCUGAUGGAUAUAAAUUGUAGCAUUGUUGGCUGACAGGCAGGGGGUCCUGGCUGUUAGCCACUGCUACUCGCAGCCUCCUUUCCAGGAUUUUCUCUGGCAUCAAGGCGCAGUGUGAGCAACCUUGUGGGUCCGCCAGAGAAGUCUGGGCAUGCUUAGCACCCAUGCAAGCUAUGCACAUCAAAUGAGGGUCCCUGCCUGAAAUGGAGGCACCACAUGACGCGGGGCAUGGGCGGGAUGCAGCCUGUUUGGAGAUGGUGCUAGCAGCGGGGUUAAGUCCGAGCUAGUCGCCAUGAGAGUCAGCUCUACGUGACACGUUAACUGAACUCAGCUAACAAAUUAAUGCUAACUGAAACCUAACACUGUUUGGGAUUUGUUAGCAAAUUAAUGCUAGCCAGACGUAACACAGUAGUGGCCUGCUAACAAGAUAAUGCUAGCCGGACACUGAAAAGCUCACCGUAACAUGUUAGCACAAGUUACACACAUAACGGCUACCCCGCUAACUAAAAACCAGGCAACCGCUGUAGACAGCUCGCCACGAUGCGGUCGCUGUCCAAGAUUUAUAAUUACAAGUACACUUCUUUCGAAGGACUUACUCAGCACAAUCCAGACUGAAAACUGGAAAACUGUGUUCUGCGACGUACUCCUCUACGGGACGCCUGAGAACUGUUUAACAGCUAACCAAGCUAGCCUGGAUGCGCUUGAGGGAGCUCGAUGUAGUUUCUCACGGGAAGAAAGCAAGAAUGAGUAGGGAGGAGCUGGUCAGCCGUAGUAGUAUGAGGGGCGGGGCCCUGAGCAUGGCUUGACAGGUCUGUCGCAGACAGACGUGGUGUCAUUGGAGCUUCCAUAGUUGGUCACGCACCGAGCGAAGUUAGAAAAAGAACCUUCAUUUUCUGUACUGAGGUGAAGCUAGGAGUGUCACAGAUUUUACCAUCAGAAAGGUGCUUUUUUUUUCUUAUUAAUGACUAGCAUUGCACAUUUCAUAUUUUCACAUUUUGAAGAGCUUAAAGUUCCGCCAACACUUGUGGCCUUCAUCAGGGUCAACAUAAAAACCACAAACAAAAUGUGUCAUUCGAGCAAUAGAAAUGUUCUUUAUACUACUUUAAAUGUGUCGCUAGCACUUUAACAUAUCUUCUCCUCUUCUCCAUGUAUCUUGGACGGAGAUGAAUCCUCAAACCUAGGGCUAGGAACAAAUUAGUUGCCAGGAACAGCAACUAAUUUGUUAUGUAAAUAGUAAACGGACUAGUUCUUAUAUAGUGCUUUUCUGCUGUGUCUGAGCACUCAAAGCGCUUAUACGUGUUUACAUUUACCCCCAUUCACGCCCAUUCAUACAAGCACUUCCAUGAUUAACUAACUUUAUACACUCAAACACAUGGACUAACUAAGUGCUUUUAUUAUCUAACAUUCACACACAUUCACACUCCAGUGCUUGUGUCGGAGAGCAACUUGGGGUUAAGUAUCUUGCCCAGGAUACAUUGGCAUGCAGCCUGGUGUAGCCAGGAAUCAAACUGCUGACCUUCUGAUCAGUAGGUGACCUGCUCUACCUCCUGAGCUGCAGUUGUUAGUCAACUAAACAAGGGAAAAACAUUAGACUGACUGACUAGUCCAAAACUAAGAAACUCUCAGAUAUCAAAUUAAAUAUUAUGCCUGUUUAAUGUUAAAAACUGCCUAAACAAAGGCAUCUGAAACCAUUAAUCACAUUCUUCUAUGUUGAAUCACACUUUAAAUGCUGCUUAACUGGGUGGCACAGCACAUUGCACAUUAUGAACGCUGCACGUUACACGUCAAACAUCAAAGACACAAAACUUAAAAUCAAUUGAUGUUAAAUAAAUGAAAGCGCACAUUGAAUAUGAGAAAAUAACAUCCGAAAAAUGAAAAAAUUGUGACUUAAAAGUGUGGCUCAUUGUGAGCAGUGCUUGUUGCUCUAUAGUUCAUGACAUGCAUCAAAACAAUAAAAUACAAACAUCCAUCCAUUUUCUUCCGCUUAUCCGGGGCUGGGUCUCGGAGGCGGCAUCCUGAGCAGUGGAGCCCGGACCUCCCUCUCCCCCAGCCUCCUGCUCCAGCUUACCCCUGAUUGAGACUUCAGUGCUGCAUCUUUGCAGAGCUAGGACAUAACCUAUAGGAAGAAUCAGCUGAAGGAAGCUUACUGUAACAACCUGUGGGAUGGAGCCAGAAAGACGCUAGCUACUCUGUGGGAUGGACAUGGAGCUAUAUGGCAUGGCUAUGAGAUUCAUGGUAUGGAGAAGAUCCCUGAUGAAGGACCUGCUUUGAUAGUGUACUAUCAUGGAGCCAUUCCAGUCGACUACUACUACUUCCUGGCUAAUGUUAUCAUUCAGAAGGGACGGACCUGCCAUUCUGUAGCUGACCAUUUCCUCUUUAAGAUCCCAGGUUUCAAAUUGCUAUUGGAGGUGUUCAGUGUGAUCCAUGGUCCUCAGGAGGAGUGUGUGCGGGCUCUCAAGAAUGGUCACCUGUUGGCAAUUUCUCCAGGAGGAGUACGGGAAGCUCUUUUUAGUGAUGAGACCUACCCUCUUCUUUGGGGCAAACGGAAAGGCUUUGCCCAGGUCGCCAUUGAUUCUCAAGUGCCAGUAAUUCCAAUGUUUACUCAAAAUGUCCGGGAAGGCUUCAGAUCUCUGGGAACGCUCAGAAUUUUCCGCUGGGUAUAUGAGAGAUUUCGUCUUCCUGUAGCUCCCGUUUAUGGUGGAUUUCCUGUGAAGUUUCGAACUUUCCUGGGAGAUCCCAUUCCAUAUGACCCCAACAUAAAUGCUACUGAGCUGGCACAGAAAGUGCAGCAAGCAGUACAGUCUCUGAUAGACAAACACCAGCAAAUCCCAGGGAGCAUCCUGAGAGCCUUGUUGGAGAGAUUCUACACCAAACACAAAGACCACUAACAUAAGUAAUACUACAACAGAAACAAAAUGUCCAGCGUGUGACCAAAACAACGCAUCAGAUUGGCUCAAAUGGCAACAGCGUGCACCGUUUUAGUGGUCUAAUGUGUUGGAAUAUUUGCACAAUUUUCUUGACUUUCCCCAGAAAGCACGGAGGCUCCGUUUGCAUACAUAUAUUUAUUGCACAAUUUAGAUAUUUAGAUUAUCUUAAUUGUUUGAAGCUAGACUUUUUGAAAAAUAUUGUGACAUUAGAUGUAGUUGUUGUUUGUAGUUCUGAAAAAUAUGUGAGAUAAAGACAAAUUUAUUUGUUUAAAACCAUAAGUGCAUUUACAUCAGCAAGAGAUUACAAAUGAUAUUUAAUCAAUAAAUCUGGUUUAUUGUUGAUACCUAAGAAUUGAAAGGAGCCAGUUGAGGUGGUUUGGGUAUGUCCUGGGCAGACCCAGGACAUGCUGGAGAGAUUAUACUUCUCAGCUGGCCUGAGAACGCCUUCAGGUCCUCUGCGGACGAGCUGGAGGAGGUGGUUGAGGAAGAGGUCGUCUGGGCUUCUCUGCUUAGGCUGCCCCCGCGACCCGGCCUCGGAUAAGCAGAAGAAGAAGGAUGGAUGGGCGAACUUAAGAAUUGUUGUGAUUAGUACAUACUGGAGGGAGCUACUGCAUUGUUUUCUAAAAACUCAGGCAUUGAACAGGUACUAAAGAUUACCAACUUAACACUCUCAAUUUCCUCUAUAUUUUUAGCAUUGAAUAAAUUUUUAUAAGAUAUAUAAAUGGCCCUCAGCAUGGAAAAAAGUUCCUUUGAGUAAGCCCCCCCUUCAUAUUACAGCAUAUUCAAACUGAAUCUGAGCAUAUGCUAGCUACAGGCAAGUAUGGAUAUACACAGAAAGGAUGGAAGGAAAAUGUUUCUUUGUACUAUAUUGAUGAUAAUAAUAAGUUCUAUUUUAGGCACCUUUCAAAAUAUUUAGGAUCAAUUUACAGAGAAGAGUUAAAAAAAAAUAACCCUAAUUAAUUAUGUUCCCAAAAAUGUAAUGAAAUUGAUUUUGUGGUACCAAAUAACCUCAUUCAGUUUUCACAAUGUGUAUUGAAGUGUUUGGCUGUGGCUGCAUGUGGUCCAACAGCCUAGAAAGAAGAUCCAAUAAAUCCAACAUUGCCCCUGUACAAAACGCAAGCAUCUUCUUACUGUGGUAUUUAUCAUAUCAGUGUACAUACUUUGCAUGUGUUUUUUAAUAAUGAUGCAAUGAUCAGUUUGGUAAUAUCAGUUUUGUUUUGCACCUGGAUCUGCAGUGCACAGUAGUGUUAUUAACUAAUCAUUUUUCAUGUAACGUUUAAUAUUUGUCAUGUAAAGUAAAUUUUGUUGUGAUUUGGAGAUGAAAUAGUUUUUUGUGUAUGUGCAAACACUGUGUAUUUGCAUGUAUGUGCAUGUAAGUAUUGUGAUUCAGCAAAUGUUUUUGCACACACUUGUCAAAAUGUCACUGCCAUCUCAGUUUUUUUUUACAAAGCUUUUCUGAGACCAACUGUGUUUCUGAGUGAUAUCUCACUGGAUGAUUAAUGUCUGCGCACUGGUUGCCUUUUUCCAUUUUAACGUCACUAGGUGUUGAUGACCUAACCUGUAUUUUUUAAAUUAUGACAAUAUAAUGUAUAUGUUAAACUUUUAAAUAUUGAGACCCAUUCCAACCUGUCAAUAAAUGUAUUUUAUUAA